Messenger RNA from Sinocyclocheilus anshuiensis, 8836 nucleotides. Its product is annotated as receptor-type tyrosine-protein phosphatase delta-like. Gene Ontology annotation, biological process: protein dephosphorylation. NCBI's taxonomy places the organism in Eukaryota, Metazoa, Chordata, Actinopteri, Cypriniformes, Cyprinidae. Gene Ontology annotation, molecular function: protein binding; protein tyrosine phosphatase activity. The record is from RefSeq and is a predicted model, not a curated record. The coding region runs from base 519 to 6362 and encodes 1947 amino acids. The transcript is spliced from 41 exons.
CAUCAGAUUUGUGUUGAUGAGAUCAACUUGCGCUCUGACUCCUCUGGCUUUGCGCGACCCUAUAGCCCACCUGCGUCUGGAGAGUAUUUUUAAAAGCAGGGUGCGAGCGCGAGCGCGUCGCGUGAAGCGCACCACUUCAAAAGCUUCUAAAGCUCUUCACUUAUAUCGGGUUAUGCGCGUGGACACGUAGGGUUUUUGAGAACCGUGCAGAGUGCACUCGUCUUUUUGUCGGAGUUACCAGAUCUUGGACUCUCACUCGGGCGGAUAGAGAGACGGAUCUCCACCGGGACCUCCUCGCACCGCGACUGUACCUGGAGAAUCCGAUUGACUCAAAUAGAACAGAGGAGAGUCCUGUGGAGUCUGUCCUUCUUUCACCCAGCGAGAGACUGCUGAGUUUAGGCUCAGUUUAAACUCAUAUUAGCGCAUCUUCCGUAACUCUGACCAGCAGCAUGUGGGACAUCAAAAGGUUAUGAGUGCACUUACAGCUUGGUGAUCCACAUAGACAAGCCAAUGAGAGGAUGGCCAGAGGUCACAUGAUCUACAGAAGCGCCUACCAGCUGGUACUACUGAUUCUACUCUGCGUGCUCCAGCUGGCGCAUACACAAAGUCCUCCUCAGUUCACUCGGACACCCGUCGAUCAGAUAGGGGUUCAGGGGGGCGUGGCCUCCUUCGUAUGUCAAGCCACAGGAGAUCCACAGCCUAAAAUCACAUGGAGCAGAAAAGGCAAAAAAGUCACCAACCAGAGAUUUGAGGUGAUAGAGUUUGAGGAUGGUUCAGGGUCUGUGUUGCGAGUGCAGCCACUGCGGACCCCCCGUGAUGAGGCUGUGUAUGAAUGUGUGGCAUCUAACGAAGCAGGAGAGAUCAGCGCCUCCACCCGUCUUAGUGUUCUCCGCGAGGACCAGCUUCCCACUGGUUUCCCUUCUAUAGAUAUGGGCCCUCAGCUGAAGGUUGUGGAGCGUUCUCGCACCGCUACCAUGCUGUGUGCAGCCAGCGGAACACCUGACCCUGAGAUCACCUGGUUUAAAGAUUUCCUCCCCAUAGAUACACACACUCAUGGGCGGAUCAAACAGCUACGCUCAGAGUCCUUUGGGGGUACACCUAUCCGAGGUGCACUUCAGAUUGAUCAGAGUGAAGAAACCGAUCAGGGUAAAUACGAGUGUGUCGCGACCAACAGCGAAGGAACGCGCUACUCAACACCAGCUAACCUUUAUGUCAGAGAGUUAAGAGAUGUGCGUCGCAUCCCUCCUCGCUUCUCAGUGCCACCGAUGGAUUAUGAGAUCAUGCCAGGAGGAAGUGUGAAUAUCUCCUGUCAGGCAGUGGGCGUUCCCAUGCCAUAUGUCAAAUGGAUGCUGGGAGCAGAGGAUUUGACUCCAGAAGAUGACAUGCCUAUUGGGAGGAAUGUUUUAGAGCUCACAGAUGUACGCCAGUCUGUCAACUACACGUGUGUGGCCAUGUCGACUCUCGGAGUUAUUGAAACGGUUGCCCAGAUCACAGUUAAAGCCCUUCCCAAUCCUCCAGGAGCUCCGGUUGUCAUGGAGCGAUCUGCCACCAGCAUUACUCUAAUGUGGGACAGUGGAAAUCCACUUCCUGUAUCUUACUACAUCAUUCAGUAUCGUCCCGCCUCCUCCACCGACCCCUUUAAAGAAAUUGAUGCCAUAGCAACAACUCGUUACAGCGUGGGUGGACUCAGCCCCUACUCGCACUACCAUUUCCGGGUUAUGGCGGUGAAUUCGAUUGGCCGCGGCCCACCAAGUCAAACCGUGGAAGCUCGCACGGCCGAACAGGCGCCUAGUUCCCCUCCUCGUCGUGUCAGAGGUCGUAUGCUGAGUGGUUCCACAGCAAUGGUGCAGUGGGAGGAGCCAGAGGAAGCCAACGGUCAGGUGGUUGGUUACAGGGUGUAUUACACCUCGGAUUCGUCACUAUCUGUGAGCCAAUGGGAGAAGGAAAUGGUUCGAGGGGCGAAUUUUUUGAACAUACGAGACCUGACACCGAACAAAACCUAUUAUAUUAGAGUUCUCGCUUUCACUGCAGUGGGAGAUGGACCUCUUUCCAGCGAUCUGCACAUCAUUGCCAAGACAGGAGUCCCAUCCCAGCCCACAGAACUGAAGGCAGAGGUGAAAUCAGAGACCAGCAUUCUUCUGUCAUGGAUCCCUCCUGCUCACAGUGGUACAGAUGCCAUCACUGGUUAUGAGCUCAUUUACAGGCUUGGAGACCAGCCAGAGCAGAAAAUAUCAUUUGAUCCAAGCUCCAGUUAUCUGCUGAAGAAUCUGAAGCCAUUUUCCACCUACAUAUUUCAACUAGCAGCGCGCAGCAAACACGGCCUGGGGGCAUUCACCAGUGAAAUCACUGUUCAGACUCCACAAACACAGUCCAUACCCCCUCCCCAGGCAGUCACAUGCAUAAGCCCCUCCUCCACAAGUCUAUUGCUCAGCUGGGCUCCACCCCUGACAGAUGAAAAUGUAGGCAUAACAGGAUACUCCAUCAGAUAUGUGGCAGUGGAACGGGAGAAAGACCCCGUACAGAGGAUCUCGGACAUCCCAUCUAACUGUUUCCGAUAUCGGAUUGAGGGGCUGAAGAAAGGGACCCUGUACUCUGUGACAGUUGCUGCCCACACUGACACAGGUCAAGGGCCUGAGAGCCUACCGAUAUUGAUCCGCACAGAAGAAGACGUGCCCAGCGCACCGCCGCGGAGUGUGGAUGUGGUGGUCUUAAACGCCACCUCUGCCAGAGUGUCAUGGAAACCUCCAGUUGCUGAGCGACAGCAUGGAAAGAUUCAUGGUUACCAGGUGACAUACGCCAGACGAACCGCAGGGGAGAGAACAGUCUCUCCCAGAAUUAGGGAACUCCUACUGAGAGAUCCGCAGCCACAGAACGACUCGAAACAAUAUGACCUAAUUUUGACUGGUUUAUGGCCGAACACUGAAUACUCUGUGACUGUGGCUGCAUUCAACUCAAAAGGCAAUGGAGCACGUAGCAAACCUACAGCCAUCAGAACUAAACCAUCAUUGCCAGGUAUGCCCCUGCUUACAGUUGCGCCAUCUGAAGAUGGCACUGCCCUGCUGAAAUGGCAGCCUCCUCCUGCUGGUCUGUCCCCUGUGCUGGGCUACAGGCUCUCAUAUGGCCAGGCUGACCUGACCUCAGACUCCUUCAUGGUGCAAGAGAUAAACGCACCAUCUUUGAGCGCAGGGGUGCUGUACGUGUUCCGUCUGGCCGUCCGUACCAUCUGGGGUUACGGUUCAAGCGCUCAGGUCACACUUUUAACACCAUACAUGGUGCAGACAACCACAGACGACAUGGUAACAGCCCCAGGGACAACAGAUGCUUUAAAUGUGAGCGUACAGGAAACAGUUCCGCUUUUGGCUAACUUAACAGCCGAAGACAUCAACUCCUCUUCUGUGAUCCUGAGAUGGGAGCGACCAAAAAACUAUGACCGGAUCCAAGGUUACCGUGUGUGGUUCGCUGUCACCUAUAGUAAUGGCACGGACAUUGCCAUGGAAUCAGACGUUUCGGAGGCCACAGUGGUUCUUAAUGGCCUAAGGCCAAAUACUGAGUAUGUGGCGAGAGUGUGCAUGCUUAGCAAACAUGGCCCUGGGCCCUAUAGUCUCCCUAUAUCCAUCAAAACACAACCAGCACAGGAAGUGUUUGCUGUGAACUUCAGAGUGAAAGCUGCUAUGAAGAGUUCAGUGCUGCUGACCUGGGAGUCACGAACCACCAGUAAUAAAGCACAUUCUCUUAUUAUCUCAUAUGGUGAUGGUGAGAGUGUGGAGGUGGAUGGGCGGCUCGGGCAGAAGUUGGUGACUAAGCUGAAGCCCCAGUCUCUCUACACUUUCAUGUUAACUAGUAGAGCUGAUGGCACUGGGGGCCUGCAGCACAGUGCAGAUGCCAUGACAGCUCCAAACCUGCUGACUAGGAAACCCCAGGUGCUGGACAAGACCAGCUCUCAGAGCAUCGCUACCCUGCAACUGCCCCCUGUCCAGGGACAGGCUAAUGUCAGGGGUUUCUACAUUGUGGUUGUCCCCCUGAAGAGGCAGAGAGGAGGAAACUUCCAGAAUUUAUGGAGUGAUCCAGAUGAGAUAAACAUUGAUGAGCUGCUGAGGGAGAUUAAUGGCACUGGUCGCUCUGUGCGUCUACGGAGGCAGGCGGAGGCAAAAACAUACAUCAGCGCUCAUUUCCAGAAUCUUCCAGCUGAAUUCAAACUAGGAGAUGGACGUGUGUAUGGAGCAUUCCUAAACCGGCCACUUGUAAACGGACAGGAGUAUGUGUGCUUCGUGCUGGCUAUUCUUGAACUGGGCCAGAAUACCGUGUACUCCACGAGUCCAUUCUCUGAUGCCGUGCUGUUCUCCGAUGUUGAGCCACAGCCAAUCGUUGACGAGGAGGAGGGGCUUCUAUGGGUGGUGGGGCCAGUGCUGGCGGUCAUUUUCAUUAUCAGCAUUGUCAUCCUCAUCCUCCUCUUUAAAAGCAAACCAGACAGGAAGCGGGCAGAGCUGGAGGGCAGGAAGUGCAGCUUUCCCAGCAGCAGUAAAGCCAUGAGUUCCCAGCAUCCAUCUGACCCAGUGGAGCUGCGUAGAAUCAACUUCCCAACGGCUGGCAUGACCACCCACCCUCCAGUGUCCGUCUCAGAACUACCAGCUCACAUAGAGAGGCUGAAAGCCAAUGACAACCUGAGGUUCUCUCAAGAGUAUGAGUCUAUUGAUCCAGGGCAGCAGUUCUCAUGGGAACAUUCUAACCUUGAGAUUAACAAGCCAAAGAACAGAUAUGCCAACGUCAUCGCCUACGACCACACCAGAAUAGCACUUUCCAACAAUGAUGGUGUUCCUGGCGGUGACUACAUCAAUGCCAACUUCAUAGACGGGUACCGCCGACAGGGCGCAUACGUCGCCACCCAGGGCCCCAUGCCAGACACGUUUAGUGACUUCUGGAGAAUGGUGUGGGAACAACACACAGCAAAUAUCAUCAUGAUCACCAAACUUGAGGAGAAAUCCAGGAUGCCUUCGUAUUUCUUCUCAAAGAAUAAAUGCGAUCAGUACUGGCCCAGCAGAGGCACAGAGACGUACGGAUUGAUGCAAGUCAAUUUACUGGACACAGUGGAGCUCGCGACCUACUGCGUCAGGACUUUUGCUCUUUUUAAGAGUGGGAGUGGCGAGAAAAGGGAGGUGCGUCAGUUCCAGUUUACAGCAUGGCCAGAUCAGGGGGUACCUGAACAACCCACUCCCUUCCUGGCCUUCCUCAGACGGGUCAAAGCCUGCAAUCCCCCAGACGCUGGACCUAUUGUGGUCCACUGCAGUGCUGGUGUGGGCCGAACGGGCUGCUUCAUUGUGAUUGAUGCCAUGUUGGAGCGUGUGAAGCAGGAGAAGACGAUAGAUAUUUAUGGUCAUGUGACUCUGAUGCGAUCUCAGCGAAACUACAUGGUGCAGACAGAGGAGCAGUACGUCUUUAUUUAUGAUGCACUGCUGGAGGCUAUUUCCUGCGGCAACACAGAGGUUCCGGCACGGAAUCUUUAUGCCUACAUCCAGAGACUGUCACAGACAGAACCGCCGGAGCACAUCAGCGGAAUGGAGCAGGAAUUUAAACGCUUAGCUAAUGCCAAAGCGCAUAACUCCCGAUUCGUCAGUGCCAGCCUUCCGUGCAAUAAGUUCAAAAACCGAUUGGUAAAUAUCAUGCCAUAUGAGACCACACGUGUGUGUCUGCAGCCAAUCAGAGGAGUGGAGGGCUCAGACUAUGUCAAUGGCAGUUUUAUAGAUGGCUACAGGCAACAGAGGGCGUAUAUUGCGACUCAGGGGCCGUUGGCGGAGACAGUUGAAGAUUACUGGCGAAUGCUUUGGGAACAUAAUUCUACUAUAGUAGUUAUGCUUACUAAACUCAGAGAAAUGGGAAGGGAGAAAUGUCAUCAGUACUGGCCAUCUGACAGGUCAGCACGCUAUCAGUACUUUGUGGUGGAUCCCAUGGCGGAGUACAACAUGCCUCAGUAUAUACUCCGAGAGUUUAAAGUCACAGAUGCAAGGGACGGCCAAUCCAGAACAGUCCGGCAGUUUCAGUUCACAGACUGGCCAGAGCAGGGUGUGCCAAAAUCUGGUGAAGGCUUCAUUGAUUUUAUCGGUCAAGUGCACAAAACAAAAGAGCAGUUUGGUCAGGAUGGACCGAUCACAGUACAUUGCAGUGCUGGUGUUGGGAGGACAGGUGUAUUUAUCACUCUAAGUAUAGUAUUGGAGAGGAUGCGUUAUGAAGGAGUGGUUGACAUCUUCCAGACUGUCAAAAUGUUGCGCACUCAAAGACCAGCCAUGGUGCAGACAGAGGAGCAGUACCAGUUCUGCUAUCGAGCAGCGCUGGAAUACCUGGGCAGUUUUGAUCACUAUGCAACAUAAAACCUUCCCCUGGACCAAGGGCCACAUCAUUACACACCGAGACCUGCGUCUGAUCAACCUAACAGCCUCUUUCUGUUGCCCAAAGCUCAAGAGUCUGUUUGAUUUUUCCCGACAGCACACAAUUUAAUAGCCAGACAGGGAGGGCAGCUGGGAUACAGAAUUGUCACAACAAAUUGUAGCUCCAAUCAUAUAGCUGAAAGUAGUCAAGUCAUAUUUGAGGUGGAGUAAAACUCUGGCAACCGGCCAGCAGAUCCAAUAAAAUCGCAGGAAUCCAACAAUGUGCUGUCUGGACCGAUUCAACAGACCAAAAACGAGGGAGGAAACAACAAUCAAGCAGUUUGAUGGUAUUUUUUUACUUAUCACAAUUUGCAUCAACACCAGAACCCCCCCCAGUUGUAUAGUGGAUCCACCAACUCACUAAAGUGAUACAUACAAAAUGAAAUUCAACGACACCCUAAGUAUUGGUGCUUAUGCCAGUAUCCUGUCCGUUUAGCUGUAGCACAAACACAUAGAUAUAUACACAUAGAUCCAUAUCUAUCACAGAUUUAAGACAAGGAAAAAUAACAAGCUGAAAAUGGAGAUUUGUCUCAAAAACUGUGCAAUAUUGAAUGUGAACCGCACCUUCAAGUUUAAAACCACUCAAGUAUUAGAGAUAUUCUCACUGUAAUUAUAUUGUCUCAUUAAUCCUAUAUGAUAUAAAGUAUAAAACAAAACGUUAUUAUGCAUAUUAGCACAUUAUAUAAAAAAAUUGUCAAUGUAUUGAGUGAUAUUUAUACUAUGUGAGUGAGGUACUUGUCAGCGCACAUAAGUUACGAAAAGUACUGAUUGCAGUAAUAUUUAAAAAGGAUUUUUCUUUUUCACUAAACUUACCAAAACAACUAUUUACAUGCUUUCAAUCAGGAUUGGAAGAUCAAAUGUUGUCCUCUAAACAUGCGGUGACACCUUUAAAACAAUAGCAUAAUGGAUCAUCUGACACUGGUAGUGCCUUAUCAUAGUCACAUGUUUAAAAUGGUUCGCUAUUAAUGUUAAAUGUUCCACAUUUAUGGAUAUGAACCUGCUUUUAUGUUUAAAAAAAUUAUAAUGCUUAAUAAACCUGACGUAAAUACAGUUACAUCCUCCAGAGUCAAUUUUAAUAUAUAAUAUAUUUCACACCAAGACCAAUUUUAAGUACCAGGGUGGUUUAUUCAUUCAAGUGAAGUACUGCCAAGAUGACUAGACAAUUAUAUUACUGAAAGCCAAUAUGUGUCCAUUUUUGAGGACACACAUUUAUUGUAUCUAUAUUGGGCCAAGAGAACGGCAUAUUCCAUUACAUAUAUAAUAGCGAUUAUAUUAUAAAUGAUUUGUAUUUGAAAUUAUAAUGGAGUAUAGAACAGGAAAUAGUUUUCUCGCUUUCAGUCCAUACCGCUGCAGGAAACAUGCAUUUCUAACUGUUAAUGUCUGCAUUCUUGUUUAUCAGCGUUGUGAUCGUAUCAAUGAUGUUAAGUGUGUUAACAUCAACAAAAAUAACAUUUUUCAUGCCGGUGAGGACGCAUUCGAAAGGGGGAUUUUAAAAGCCAGAGCUAGUUGAAUAUUACUUUUUAAAAGACUUUUCACUUGAAGUUUGAUGUCCAGAUUUUGAUUCAUAAAACAUUGUAUGAUAAAUUAGAUCUACAACUUUGGGAACAAACUCGCACAUAGAAAUGGCCCUAUUGUGUCUAUAUCAAUAUCAUGGACCGUAACAGGCGUAUGGUUAUGGUUUUGGAUAUGACUGCACUCUUGUUCUAUGCACUAACCCUUACUAUUUCUUCAACACAGAAUGUUAUUUGUAAUGAAUGAGAUGAAUUUCACAGUGUGUGCAUAUUAAGAGAAACACAAGUUUUGGUUCCAAAGCUUAAGACAAUAUGUGCAUAUUGUUAUUGUUGAAAACUUUAGAUGACAGGGUGGUUUAAUAUGAGUGGUUUUCCUUCUAGUCCAGUGGUAAUAGUCAUCAUUCAAUAAUUCCAAGAAAGUCUGGUCACUGCGAACUUCAGCUCAUUUUACGUUCGGUGUAAAGAAAUAUUUUCCUUUCUUUGCAGCAUCUUUGUCUUUGUGUACUUUUUUUGAGUUGAGUUGAGUCGGUUUUGUAUUUGAAAUCUAACAUGCAAAUCUUCCAUUAUCUACCUUUCUCCAUAUUGUUACACUUUACAACCAAGUUUCAGGGUUUUUCAAAUUUCAACUUUCAUUGAAAGUAGCUAUGCUUAUAUUUUCAAGAGGAUAUCAAUUAGCGUUUGGGGGGGAUGAAUUAAAAAUCAUCUAUUUUCCAGUGCAUGACAGUUUGUACAGAUGCGAAGGCACCAUCAGAUUUUGAUGAAUCAUGACAUUGUUUCAUGUGGAAAAAUAAACUAGCACAAUCUGUAUCAUGUAAUCUGACCAAAUAUGCAUUGUAUCACCAUUUUCAUAUUGUCGAACGUUGUGAGUGGUUUUACCAUUUCACCCAUCAAUUAAUGUGAAACACA